Molecule: messenger RNA, 1385 nt
Organism: Cantharellus anzutake
Lineage: Eukaryota; Fungi; Basidiomycota; Agaricomycetes; Cantharellales; Hydnaceae
Product: kinase-like domain-containing protein
Exons: 8
Coding region: 90-1385 (431 amino acids)
Biological process (GO): regulation of mitotic cell cycle; protein phosphorylation
Cellular component (GO): nucleus
Molecular function (GO): ATP binding; cyclin-dependent protein serine/threonine kinase activity
Source: RefSeq, a predicted model, not a curated record
CAGCCGUCGACCACAACAAACACCUGCAACGAUUCGAAAGCUCAGGAUAAGUGCAUUAUCUCGUCGUGGAUUCCGACACUGGAACUUAUAUGGAAAAUGUGGCAAGCACUAGCACACAUGGGACCACGCCCAAGAAGCGUUCGAAAUGGGAGCAAAACGAUGACGAAGAAAUAGAGAAUACCCUCAAAGUUAUACCGAAAAAGAAAAAGAGGAAAGCUAAAGCGGCUUCAGACGACUCUCCGCAGUCAAUCCGUGACUCCACUCAAUCACCCUUAGCUCGACAUGUGUCUCCUCAACCACGAGAUCCACCUCGACGGAGCGUAUUUGUUCCACCCCGCUCUGCGUACCCAGCAUUUUCUCCCUGUCGAUCAGUUUACUGCUACGAACGCUUGAACCACAUUGAAGAAGGCUCUUAUGGUGUGGUAUUCCGAGCACGAGAAAAGGAGACAGGCGAUAUCGUUGCGAUCAAAAAGUUAAAACUCGAUGAAGAGAAGAAUGGGUUCCCUAUCACUAGCCUUCGAGAGAUAAUGGCUCUCAUGGUGUGUAAGCAUGAGAAUGUGGUAGGAAUACGAGAAAUAGUGGUCGGGGAUACAUUAACUCAAGUUUUCAUCGUCAUGGACUUCAUUGAACAUGACCUGAAAUCAUUACUUUCCGUGAUGCCAACCCCAUUUUUACAAUCUGAGACCAAAACACUACUUCUGCAACUUUUGUCAGCUGUGGCUCAUUGUCAUUCAAAUUGGGUUUUGCACCGUGACUUGAAAACCAGCAAUCUUCUGAUGAAUAACCGUGGCUCUAUCAAGGUCGCUGACUUCGGGCUAGCACGUCAGUUUGGUGAUCCGCUAGGGGGCAUGACCCAACUUGUGGUCACAUUGUGGUACCGGGCACCUGAACUAUUGUUGGGUGAAACAUCCUAUUCUACAGCGAUUGACAUGUGGUCCGUUGGAUGCAUCUUUGGCGAACUGGUUCUCAAAGAGCCAGUAUUCCAGGCCAAAGGGGAACUGGAGAUGCUGGGAAUGAUUUUCAAGCUACUGGGGAGCCCGAGUGAGGACAUCUGGCCUGGGUUCUCAAAUUUGCCUCUAACGAAAACGCUCACCAUCCCUCACACGCCCACCCUUCGUACCAAGUUUAGGUUCUUAACGGAAGCUGGACUUGACCUGAUGUCAAAACUGUUGACAUAUGAUCCAGAGCAGCGAAUCAGCGCAGAAGAAGCAAUGAAGCAUCAUUACUUCGGCGAAUCACCGCUUCCCAAGCACCCUGAUCUAUUUGGGUCGUUUCCGUCGGUGGCAGCGGGUGACAAAAAACGUAUUGUCAGCCCGUCUGCACCUCAGCGUGUGGCUGAUUAUAAACUGCUCAUGGACUUUGAUGUCGAUGACGUGGAUGCAUGA